Lottia gigantea (owl limpet) is the source of this 1215-nucleotide messenger RNA. RefSeq lists its product as hypothetical. Lineage: Eukaryota; Metazoa; Mollusca; Gastropoda; Lottiidae. The coding region runs from base 1 to 1215 and encodes 404 amino acids. The transcript has a single exon. The record is from RefSeq and is a predicted model, not a curated record.
AUGGGAGCCUCUGUUGGAAACGCAAUCCAAUUCAAUAAUGGAAUGGGAGUCUCUGCUGGAAACGCGAUGCCAUUCAAUAAUGGUAUGGGAGCCUCUGCUGGAAACGUGAUGCCAUUCAAUAAUGGUAUGGGGACCUCUGUUGGAAACGUUAUGGUGUCUAAUAAUGGAAUGGGAGCCUCUGUUGGAAACGCGAUGCCAUUCAAUAAUGGUAUGGGAGCCUCUGCUGGAAACGUGAUGCCAUUCAAUAAUGGUAUGGGGGCUUUGGCUGUGAACGCAAUCCCAUUCAACAAUGGAAUGGGAGCCUCUGCUGGAAACGUGAUGCCAUUCAAUAAUGGAAUGACGGCCUCUGCUGGAAACGUUAUGGUGACUAAUAAUGGAAUGGGAGCCUUUGCUGGAAACGUUAUGCCAUUCAAUAAUGGAAUGGGAGCCUCUGCUGGAAAAAUAGGACGUAUGCCAGUUGACAGUGGAAUGGGAGCCUCUGUCAGAAAUACAAUGCCAGUUGAUAUUGGAAUCGGGGCCUCUGUUGGCAACGCGAUGCCAGUUGACAUUGGAAUGGGAGCCUCUGUUGGAAAUGGAAUGACAGUUGACAUUGGGAUGGGAGCCCCUGUUGGUAACGUUAUGUCAGCCAAUAAUGGCAUGGGGGUCUCUGCUGAAAACACGAUGCCAGUUGACAUUGAAAUGGGAGCAUCUGGUGGAAACGCAAUGCCUGUUGACAUUGGAAUGGGAGCAUCUGGUGGAAAUGGAAUGACAGUUGACAUUGGGAUGGGAGCCCCUGCUGGUAACGUUAUGUCAGCCAAUAAUGGCAUGGGGGUCUCUGCUGGUAAUGCAAUGCCAGUUGGCAUUGGAAUUGGAGCCUCUGUUGGUAACGUUAUAUCAGCCAAUAAUGGAAUGGGAGCCUCUGUUGGAAACGGAAUGCCAGUUGAAAUUGGAAUGGGAGCCUCUGGUGGAAACACAAUGCCAGUUGACAUUGGAAUGGGGGCAUCUGGUGGAAAUGGAAUGGCUGUUGACAUCGGAAUGGGGGUCUCUGCUGGGAACGCAAUGCCAGUUGAAAUUGGAAUGGGAGCCUCUGUUGGAAAUGGAAUGCCAGUUGACAGCAGAUUUGGAGUUCAAAAUGGAAACAAUGGUUUUGGGGCUAGUUCCGGUGAAAUUAUUCAAGCCAACAAUGGAAAUGGUGGUAGUCCCGGUAGCGAAGCACCUGUCAAUAAUGUAUUUUAA